UUUUGCAAUCAACAAAUGACCAAUACUACCGCCACCACCAGCCGCCGCAACCUCAAGAGCACCACCAUCCACGUGAUGGCGCUAGACGGAAUUGUAAACGUCAACUCUCUUUUCACUCUCGGUCUUUUUCUCGGCCUAGCGGUGAACCCCGCGGACCCAAAUUACACGCUAGUGGACUCAUCUGACACGGCAUGCCACACCACUUCUAAAGUAGCCGAAAAUCUCGUGGCGUUUCAUGUCUACUCUUUUAGUUCGUUCCUUUUCUCAAGCCUCAUUGCUUUUGGGCUCAAACAAGCGAUUAGAACCGCCAAAGAUGGUGAUACCCGUGUUGAGGUGAGCGAUGGGACCAUAGCUCAUGUCAACUUAAGGGUUCUACGAGCUGGGAUGUUAGCAUCGGCUACUGGUUCUUUGUUUGGAUGCAUGUUCUUGACUCUUGCGUUGGUUAAUUUGGUUCAGAUCAAGCUCGGGAAAGUGGGUUGUUUGGAUUGGUAUAGUCUAGUCGCGGUAGGACCGUUGGUAGUCUUGGUGCCUUCAGCACUCGUUUUCUACAUAUGUAUCGUGUUACACGCAUUCACUCGCUAGUUUUUACUAUUGUUAAAAUAAAACCAUUUAAAGUA
Helianthus annuus (common sunflower) is the source of this 617-nucleotide messenger RNA. RefSeq lists its product as uncharacterized. The transcript has a single exon. NCBI's taxonomy places the organism in Eukaryota, Viridiplantae, Streptophyta, Magnoliopsida, Asterales, Asteraceae. The record is from RefSeq and is a predicted model, not a curated record. Bases 16 to 582 code for a protein of 188 amino acids.